Penicillium coprophilum is the source of this 1929-nucleotide messenger RNA. RefSeq names its product translation initiation factor 2A. The record is from RefSeq and is a predicted model, not a curated record. Gene Ontology annotation, molecular function: protein binding; ribosome binding; tRNA binding. Gene Ontology annotation, biological process: translational initiation. Gene Ontology annotation, cellular component: cytosolic small ribosomal subunit. Bases 1 to 1929 code for a protein of 642 amino acids. Lineage: Eukaryota; Fungi; Ascomycota; Eurotiomycetes; Eurotiales; Aspergillaceae. The transcript has 6 exons.
AUGGCUGCUCCUACGCAACUUGCUUUCUACGCGAGUGGAUGGAUGUUUGCUGAUAGUCGCACAGUCCGCACGCUCAAGGGCAUUAGCAUCAUGGAUGCCGCCCCCGUCUACCAGCCCCUUUCUGGGUUCGAGAAACCAGAGGGCAACCUUCGCUGCAGCGCCUACUCGCCGUGUGGCCGGUACUUCGCGUGGGCAUCACCCGAGAAGGUUACCAUUAUUGACCCUUCCGUGGGCCUUGUCGUUGGCACUAUCCCCGCCGAAAACGUGUUUGAGUUGGGAUUCUCGCCACUCGGCACCUACGUGAUCACCUGGCAGCGCACAUCCAAGGACGAGAAUGGAGACGCCGUCAAGAACUUGAAGGUGUGGCGUGCCAUUGAGGACGGAGACAACCACUCAGUUGUGGGAAGUUUCGUCCAGAAGUCGCAGACCGGUUGGAACUUGCAGUACACUUCCGAUGAGAAGCUGUGCGCCCGCACCGUGACUAACGAGGUUCAGUUCUACCAGAGCGAUAACCUGUCCACUGUUUGGAACAAGUUGCGCGUGGAAGGAGUGGCGGACUUUGCGUUGUCGCCUGGUCAGACUCAGUCUAUCGCUGUGUUCAUUCCUGAGCGCAAGGGCCAGCCCGCCCAGGUUAAGGUGUUCAUUGUGCCCCAGUUCACUGCGCCCGUGUCCCAGAAGAGCUUCUUCAAGGGCGAUAAGGUCCAGCUCAAGUGGAACGCUUCUGGAACUACUUUGAUCGUGCUUGCGCAGACUGAGGUCGACCGCACUGGCAAGAGCUACUACGGCGAGACUACCCUGUACUUGCUGAGCGCCAGCGGUGCAUUUGACUCGCGCAUUGAUCUUGACAAGGAGGGUCCUAUUCACGACGUUAGCUGGAACCCUAACUCGAAGGAAUUCGGUGUUGUGUACGGCUACAUGCCCGCUAAGACGACCAUCUUCAACUUCCGCGGUGUGCCCAAGCACAACUUCCCCCUUGCGCCGCGCAACACCAUCCAGUUCUCGCCCCACGGCCGCUUCGUGCUGGUUGCCGGUUUUGGUAACCUGGCAGGACAGAUGGACCUCUACGACAUGGACAAGAACUACCACAAGAUCACCACCGUCGAGGCCUCUAACGCCAGCGUGUGCGCUUGGUCGCCCGACGGACAGUACAUCCUGACCGCAACGACCAGCCCCCGCCUACGUGUCGACAACGGCGUGCGUAUCUGGCACGUUACCGGCGGUCUCACCUACAACGAGGAUAUGACUGAGCUUUACGAUGUCACCUGGCGGCCCCAGAGCAUCGAGCAGCACCCAUUGGGCGACCCGCUCACCAAGGUGCCUGCUCCCCACCCCUCUGCCAUUGCCUACAUGGGUACGCGCAAGGCCCCCCGUGAGGACGAAGGCGGUGCCGCCUUUGUCCGCGACGGCGUGCCCGGCGCCAGCAUGAACACCUUCGGUAAACCCCGCCGUCGUGAAGUCCCCGGCGCCGAGCCCUCGGAGGAGUACCUGCCUCCUGGAGCUGCGCCCGGCGGCGGUGUUGCCCUGCCUUCUGAGAAUUUGUCCAAGUCCGCGGCGAAGAACAAAAAGAAGCGCGAAGCCGCCAAGAAGGCUAAGGAGGAUGGAACUGAUAACGCUCCUCCUGCCAACGCCCCAACUGGGCCCAGCCCAGACCGCAACCGUAACCGCGGCAAGAACACCGCCGCGAAUGGAACCGGUGCAGCCAAGUCUUCUGCUACCCCCACUCCUGCUCCUGUCGCUGCUCCCGCGCCUGCUGAGGACCCCUCUGCCCAGGAUAAGAAGAUUCGCGGCCUGUUGAAGAAGAUCCGCGCCAUUGACGAGCUUAAGAUGCGUCUUGCCGGUGGUGAGAAGCUGGAAGAUACGCAGAUGAAGAAGAUCCAGACCGAGGAUGCGGUGCGGAAAGAGCUUCAGGCUGUUGGCUAUGAUGGUUAA